AUGAGCUAUAGCCCUAAUAGGCAGAAUCGGAACGGGUCUAGCACUCAGCCAUCGAUGCCCAAGAGAUCUCCAUCGAUUUUAGUGACAGAUUCCAGGUCUUCUAAGAAUAGGAUGAGUGCACCAUUUGCAGGUCAUGCUGCAUUUGGAACCAAUUCUAGCGUAGACCCACGUACCGGGAGACCCCCACAAGGUGCUUUCAAUGACGGUAAUAGUACGAAGAUGUAUCGCCCAAAGGUUAUAAAUAAUACCAGAAUAAGAAGACAACCGGGCAAAUUCAGUGACAUUUCUUUGGAUAAUAUCUUAGCUGACAAUUCCGAAGUACCAUCAGGUCGUAGGGAAGAAAGACGCUCCAACUCAUCGUGGGACAGGUUUCCAAUCGGUAAUGAAAGAUUACAUGCUUCUUCAUUAAAGAAAAAAAUGAUGAAUCCCCUACCCACUAGGACUUCCAAGAUUUCACAAAAAUUGGUUCUUAUACCUGAGGAAGAAUUACAAAAGGGUCGAAAGGCCAAUUUCCUUAAAGAACAGAGUCACACUAAAAGACCAUCCCUGGGUAACAUAGAAUAUAAUUUCAAGAAAACUGUCAACAAUUUACCAAGGUUAACUGCAUAUAAUAUCGCUGAAGGUUUCAAUCUGAAAGUUCUAUCAAACUUUCUUGAAGAAACCCACGAUGUUUCACCCCGUUUAUAUGAUGAUUGCCUGUAUGUACCAUAUAUUCUACCUCUGCUGCCUGGUAGAGAUGGUUUUAGGGUUAAAUCGAAUAUUUCCAAGAGAAUUGUAGGAGGCAAAACGUUAAUAGAUCGACUGAUUGACACUAGUGAACAAAGAGACCAUCAUUAUGAAUUCUUUUCAGGUGUAGAAGAUGAAGUUAAUAGUGGUCCGGACACUAGAAACAAUCCGCAUGAUAAACUGAACGUCAAUCAAGUUAACACAGAAGAGCUUGGUCCGACCGAUAUGCUCUCAAUAAAUGCAGUAAACCAGGAUGUAUUUGAUCCCAGUGAACCGCAAUUUUUUGCAGAAGAUUCAGCAACUCAAACAAUGGAUACGUCUAACGUUGAAAAUUCCAGUCUGACCAGUUCAAGACAAGCUAAUUUGGAAGAAGAGGAUCAGCAUGCAGAAAUUUUCAUUUUCCAUUACGGUGUUAUUGUCUUUUGGAAUUUCACAGAAAUGCAAGAGAAAAACGUAUUAGCAGAUAUCUCAUUUUUUGAAGAUACCAAGAGGUUGGUAUUAAAACCGCUCGAUGAACAAGAUAUUGAGACAGAAGAAUUCCAUUUCGAAUAUAAUAAGGAUAAUAAUGAAAGGCCCAGGAUAUUCAACGAUAUUAUAACGUUGAGGUCACACGACCAUAUGAUAAAGUUAACACUUUCGUAUGCAAUCGCUCAAUCAUCUAAAUUAUCAAGAUUCGAAUCCAGAAUUUCACCAUUAUUCACAGCGGUAAUCAAAUUACCGAAGCGAUUAGCUCUAUUCGGUACACUGGGUAUGAAGAGAGAGCAAUUAUUGAAGAAAUCUGGGAAGUUAUUUAAGCUUCGUGUUGAUGUCAAUUUAUCUUCAAAUAUCCUGGAUACACCAGGCUUCUUCUGGUCUAUUGAACCAAGUUUGCAUCCUUUAUAUGUGGCAAUGAGAGAGUAUCUUGAAAUCGAUAAGAGAGUACAAGUUGUAAAUGACCGAUGCAAAGUCUUCUUAGAGUUUUUCGAUAUUUGUGUUGAUUCAGUAGCAGAAAAAAAUAUUGCUAGAGUGACUCUAUGGUUUUUAGUCGUAAUCAUUGUGGGAGUUUUAUUUUCAUUUACUGAAAUUGUUGUUAGGUACAAUAUCAUCCAUAAUCUUUGA
Kazachstania africana CBS 2517 is the source of this 1824-nucleotide messenger RNA. RefSeq names its product Rmd8p (gene RMD8). NCBI's taxonomy places the organism in Eukaryota, Fungi, Ascomycota, Saccharomycetes, Saccharomycetales, Saccharomycetaceae. The transcript has a single exon. The coding region runs from base 1 to 1824 and encodes 607 amino acids. The record is from RefSeq and is a predicted model, not a curated record.